UAAAUCGGAAGAUAUAUGUAUGCGAAGAACAAAAAACAAUAUAUAUCACACAGUUUAAAACUAUAUACGUUUUAAUUAAAGCAAGAUUAAAUCAAACCUGUGCCAAAAACAAUCCAAAAAUUCGAGGUUGAACAAAACACAAUUCGAAAUGAAUCCAUGUCUGCAUCGCCAAGAACAAAAUGGUUUUUUGGUGAAUAUAUGAGAGAGAGGGACGGAUGGAGUAAAUAUUUUCAAAAUAGAUUCUAACUAUUCUCUUUCAAGUGAUUUAACAAAUGGUUAAUCACUUAUCAUUUAUGCAAGUAAUUUAUUUGCAACCUUGCUUAUUUGUGGCUCAUUGGUUCAUCCCGAAGAUACUUAUCUCUCCGUGCAUAGCACGGGCGAUACACUAGUAUGAAUAAGGACUAAAUUGGACCCAUACUUCAUAGUUGAGGACCAAAUAAAGUCCAAUAGAGUGUUGGGGGACCAAAUUGAGUAAUUGUGUAUAGUCGAGGGACUAAAUCAACUAUGAACUCUAUUUUUAAUGUUAUAAUUGGAGCUUUCAUUCUAAUUUUUCCAGACUAAUAGAUGCUCUUUGCUAACCUGCUAAGAGCUGGAUUUACUAUGUGCUCUUUCUAGAAUUUCAUCUCUAAUUUUAUUGCACUUACACCCAACUCUAGAGGAUCAGGAACGCUAGUUGGAGUUGCACACCAUGUCUCCUUUAUGCGUCCCUAUGGACUUUUUGAUAUUGCUGCUGUUUCAGUUGCUAAUUCCUUGACUCUCUAUCCUUACUUGGAUGCCAUUUCUGAGAAGUUGGAUUAUAUUGGAAUAAAUUACUAUGGACAGGAGGUUGUAUCAGGUGCAGGACUGAAGCUUGUGGAAACAGACGAGUACAGUGAAUCAGGGCGGGGCAUCUAUCCUGAUGGCCUGUACAGGAUUUUGCUUCAAUUUCAUGAACGAUACAAACAUCUUAAUGUCCCUUUCAUUAUAUCCGAGAAUGGUGUUUCAGAUGGGACAGAUGUAAUCAGACGGCCAUACAUGUUGGAACAUCUUUUGGCAAUUUCUGCAGCCAUUGUAGCAGGUGUCCCAGUACUUGGUUACUUGUUUUGGACAAUUUCGGAUAACUGGGAAUGGGCUGAUGGAUAUGGUCCCAAGUUUGGACUUGUAGCAGUUGACCGUUUGAAGGAUCUUGCUCGGAUCCCACGUCCAUCAUACCAUCUGUUUUCCAAGGUUGUCAGAUCAGGUAAGAUCACAAAGGCAGACAGAGAGAAUACAUGGAAUGAACUUCAACUUGUAGUGAAAGACGGAAAAACGAGAGAAUUCUACCGGGCGGUGAACAAGCAUGGCUUGAUGUAUGCAGGAGGUCUUGAUGAGCCUGUAAGGAGACCAUAUGUGGAACGCGAUUGGCGGUUCGGGCACUACGAAAUGGAAGGUCUACAAGAUCCCUUGAGCCGAUUUUCACGAUUUAUUGCCCGGCCCUUCACCACCAAGAGAAGAGCAAAACCUAAGACAAUGAAUGAGGAAGCACCCACUCUUGAGCCUCUUUUGUCCUUGCCAUGAUGCUCCCUCCUCUUACAAGAUCUGGAAAUUCCUUCACAAAUAUAUUCAUGAAGUUGGAUCAAGGUUGGUAAUCUUCCUUGGCCAAAUUAAUUUAGUUUCUUUAUCAUCUUCAACCCUUUUAUUUGAAGAAGAGUUAUGUACUCUGUAGAGUCUGUACUUUAUUGCUGCAGUGUAUAGCUUCCUGCAUUUACAUUUAUAUCAAAACACUCUAUGCAAUGUAAUUUUUUUUGCAAGGUCAAACUUUGACCAAGAAAAAUCAAAUGGGAAGAUUAAA
Molecule: messenger RNA, 1810 nt
Organism: Cuscuta campestris
Lineage: Eukaryota; Viridiplantae; Streptophyta; Magnoliopsida; Solanales; Convolvulaceae
Source: the annotation of a GenBank genome assembly